Sclerotinia sclerotiorum 1980 UF-70 is the source of this 2250-nucleotide messenger RNA. RefSeq lists its product as hypothetical. Bases 1 to 2250 code for a protein of 749 amino acids. Gene Ontology annotation, cellular component: U2-type prespliceosome; U1 snRNP. Gene Ontology annotation, molecular function: RNA binding; protein binding. Gene Ontology annotation, biological process: mRNA cis splicing, via spliceosome. The transcript is spliced from 5 exons. Lineage: Eukaryota; Fungi; Ascomycota; Leotiomycetes; Helotiales; Sclerotiniaceae. The record is from RefSeq and is a predicted model, not a curated record.
AUGAACGGUAUUAAUGGUCACGCAGCUGCCUCUGCGCUCUGGCAGGAAGCACGAAACGCAGAUGGGCGAGUUUACUAUUACAACACCAUUACGAAGGCGACGCAAUGGACCAAACCCGAAGAUUUGAUGACACCUGCAGAGCGUGCGCUAUCGAAUCAGCCAUGGAAAGAGUAUACGGCCGAAGGAGGGAGGAAAUAUUGGUAUAACACUGAGACGAAGCAAAGCUCAUGGGAAAUGCCAGCUGUAUACAAGGAGGCUUUGUCAAAAGAGACCGCAUCGCCGGCAGUUGCUGCUGCAUCAGUACCAACCUUCGUUGCAGGAGGUGGCUUUUCGGCAUCUCAGUAUGACCAACCACGAGACAGAGAACCUUUAGGAGAAGCUCGUCAAAUCGCAUAUGGCAAUGAUGUUAAUGGAAGUCGCGCUCAAGCUUUUGUACCUGCUAACAACGAUCCCGAUUAUUCCACUUUUGAAGAAGCAGAAGCAGCUUUUCUCAAGCUUUUGAAGCGACACAAUGUUAAACCUGACCUUACGUGGGAAGAAGUUAUGCGAUCGAUUAUCAAGGAUCCUCAAUACCGGGCCCUCAAAGACCCCAAGGAUCGAAAGGCUGCGUUUGAGAAGUAUGCUGUUGAGGUUCGGCUGCAGGAAAAGGAUCGUGCAAAGGAGAGGCUUGAGAAGCUCAGUUCUGAUUUUGCUACUAUGCUGAGAAGCCACCCAGAAAUUAAACACUACACCCGAUGGAAGACAGCUCGACCCAUCAUCGAAGGGGAGACGAUUUUCCGCUCCUCGAAUGAUGAUGAUGAAAGACGUCAAUUAUUUCAAGGCUAUAUCAUGGAACUUAAGAGGGCGAAUAUGGAAAAAGAGGCCGCAAUGAGAAAGGCAGCGAUGGACGACCUCGUUGAUCUUUUAAAAGGGUUAAAUCUUGAACCAUAUACAAGAUGGUCAGAAGCACAAGGUAUCAUCCAGUCACAUCCGCGUUUCCAAGGUGAUGAGAAAUUUAAGACACUCAGCAAGUCGGAUAUGUUGACAGCGUUUGAGAACCACAUCAAAUCUCUUGAAAAGACAUUCAAUGAUGUUCGACAGCAGCAAAAAACCCAAAAGCUCAGGAGGGAGCGUCAGAAUCGAGAUCGGUUCAUAGGUCUUUUGCGGGAACUUAAAGCUGGAAACAAGAUCAAGGCAGGAUCAAAAUGGAGUCAAAUUCAUCCUUUGAUUGAGAAUGAUGACAGGUACGUUGCUAUGUUGGGUCAGUCAGGUUCUUCUCCUCUGGACCUAUUUUGGGAUGUGGUUGAGGAAGAAGAACGCGCAUUGCGUAGCACACGAAAUGAUGUAUUGGAUGUUCUUGAUUUACGUGAAAAGAUUUCUCGAAGAAACGAAGAUGAUAAGCAUCAAGCAGAGCGCCAUCAACGCCGAGCCGUGGAUAACUUGAGAUCUUAUAUUAAGCAUCUCGAACCUCCUGUUCGCAUUGGCGAUGAGUACGAACGAGUUCGCUCUCGUUUUGAAGGAUCGGAAGAAUACCUUGCCGUACCAACCGAUGAACUUCGGCGCUCUGCUUUUGAUAAGGUAAUUCGUCGGCUUAAAGAGAAAGAAGAAGACGCCGAGAAGGAUCGUAGCAAGCGCCGUGAUAGAGCUUCAGUUGACCGUCCAACUCACAAAGACCGUGAACGAGACCGAGGACAUCGUGGCUCCGCUCGUCAUGAUAGGCGUAGCCGCUCACCAGAACCUGAUGCAUAUGAAGCAGAUAGACGAAAAGCUAUUGCAGACCGCGAGAAGAACUACCGAAAAGGUGGCAUGGCUGACACCUUGCUUUCUCCAAGUCGUCGUGAUAGGCGUGAUCCUGAUAUCCAUGAUCGUGAACGCGAGCGUGAUAGACUGAUGCGGGAUCGUGAUCUCGAUAAACCUCGGAGUAGACGAGAAGAUUCAAUGAGUCAUUACGAGCGAGAGAGGAGAGAUCGCGAAGACGAGAGAGAGAAGCUCUACAGGAGACGAGGGGAUCCUCGAGGUAGCAUCGAUGAGUUGCCUUACGGCGAUGAACGAUCAAGUGCACCCAGAAAAAGGAGAGAAAGUGAAGUAGAUGUUCGUAGGGAUAGUAAGAGAACCAGAAGGGAAAACACACCUAAACAACGUGAGCGCUCCCCAGUUCCCCCACGUGAACGGCGUCACAGGACUAGGACACCACCGGCUGCGAAAAUCCCCGCCAAGGAAGAGCCUGCUGUCCAUUCAGGUAGCGAGGAAGGCGAAAUCGAGGAAGAAUAG